UUAUGUUCCUGGUCAUGCUCGCCCUUUCCGUUUCCGCUCAACCGUCAACAUUGCUUGAGAGCAGGUUCCCCACCAGGCCGGUACACAGAAAAAAAAACAGAUUGAAACAUGGCUGGGCGACGUGCUGCAUUGAAGGCUGUCGACUGGGUGGCCUUUGCGGAGAGGGUGCCACCCAACCAGAGGAGCAUGUUCAACAACCUCAAGACUCGCACCGACGCCAUCUCUGCAAAGCUUGCUUCUCUGCCAGAGAAGCCUCCUGCCAUCGACUGGAACCACUACAAGACUGUUGUGGCUAAAGCAGGCAUGGUGGAUGAGUUUGAAAAGAAGUUCAGUGCCCUGAAGGUGCCAGAGCCGGUUGACACUCAGACGAGCCUUAUCGAUACCCAGGAGGCAGAAGCAAACAAAUCAGCAACAUCCUACAUCGAGGAAUCCAAAACUCGUGUUGCCCAGUAUGAAAAAGAGCUGGAGAAAUUAAAGAACAUGAUUCCCUUCGACCAGAUGACCAUCGAGGACCUAAAUGACGCUUUCCCAGAGACAAAGUUGGACAAGGAGAAACAUCCAUACUGGCCACACAAGCCCAUUGCUGAAUUGUAAAUGCAUUAUAGCAUCCUGAACAAGUGGCUUCCUAUAAAAUGUAUUUUCCCCUAAAGGAAAACUGUACAGUAUGUGUGUAUAAAAGUCUUGUUUCAUCCAUUCUCGAGUUUACAAAAUAGAUGAAAAUAAAUGUUUGGACAACUGUAAGACCAACAAUAUCUGAACGGAGGAAAAUAAAGUGGAAAUAAAAUAUUA
Messenger RNA from Myripristis murdjan (pinecone soldierfish), 789 nucleotides. RefSeq names its product ATP synthase peripheral stalk subunit d (gene atp5pd). The record is from RefSeq and is a predicted model, not a curated record. Bases 109 to 594 code for a protein of 161 amino acids. The transcript has 6 exons. Lineage: Eukaryota; Metazoa; Chordata; Actinopteri; Holocentriformes; Holocentridae. Gene Ontology annotation, molecular function: proton transmembrane transporter activity. Gene Ontology annotation, biological process: proton motive force-driven ATP synthesis.